AUGACAUAUUUAUUUUUUACUAUUGUCAUAUUUGGCGCUGUAAGUGCUCUUAAAAAAUCUUAUGGAGGAUAUAAGGUAUAUAGAGUUGUACCAAGAGAAGAUGCCGCAGUAAGCCACCUUGAAGAACUAGUUCAGAUUGGACUUGGAGAACUUUGGAAUGAUAACAUUGAAGUAAAUCUAGAUGUACGAAUCAACGUGGCACCCGGAGAUAUAACCGAUUUCCUCAAAUUCAUCAAGUCACAUAGAAUUGAAUUUAAAGAAGUGAUUCCAGAUAUUGAAAGUACAAUUAACUAUCAACUCAAACCAAGUACACCAAGGAUCUCGGAACCAUUUCUGUCAUAUACUUGGACUGAGUAUCAUAACCUCAAAAAAAUAUAUGCAUGGCUAGAUGAACUACAAGAUUAUUAUGCUACAAAAGUUGGAAUCGUGAACACGGGUGAAUCUGUUUUGGGAAAUCCUAUCAAAGGAGUAGUUCUUAAUUUCAAUCCCGAACAAAGUGGAAAAUUGUUUGGGGUACUAGUAGGUACACUUCAUGGCCGUGAUUGGAUUUGUCCAGCAACAGUAACAUGGAUUAUAAAGGAGUUUUUAACGAGCAAUAAUCCAGCUAUCAGAGCGUUAGCAGAAAGCAUUGAGUGGCAUAUUUUUCCCGUUGCAAAUCCUGAUGGAUAUGAAUAUACUUUUAAGAAUGAUCGUAUGUGGAAGAAAAACAGAAAUCCUAGGAAUUUUACUACCUGUAUGAGAGCUAAAGAUGAGAUGAGCGUCGGCGUCGAUCUUAAUAGAAAUUUUGACUUCCAUUGGAUGAGUUUCGGAGCUAGCGAUAACCCCUGCAGUAAUACAUUUGCUGGUCCUAGUCCAUUUUCCGAACCGGAAUCCAGAGCUAUUCGUGACUAUAUGUUGUCGAUCAAUCAGCAAGGCAAGCUGAUUUAUUACAUUGGUUUUCAUUCAUUUGGUCAAUCGAUUGUUAUACCUUACAGCCACUUGACAGAUCCAAACUCAUUAAAAUCAAGCGAUCAUGGGGAUAUAUAUAAAAUAUCAUUAAGAGCCGCAGAGGCUGUGAAAAAAAAGCACGGCACUGAAUAUAAGGUCGGACCUUCUGCUAGUACUAUGUACGCAAUGAGUGGUAGCAGCUUCGAUUGGGUGAAGAACGCAACAAAAGUUCCUGUCUCGUUACUUCUACAACUGCGCGACAGUGGGGAGUACGGUUUUCUCCUACCACCAGAUCAGAUUGUUCCUACUGCUACAGAAGCAAUGGACGCUCUGCUAGAAAUGGACAAGACUACCCGAAAAUUGGCGGUAAUCUUUGCUUCUGUAAGUGGCGUAAAACAAUCAUAUGAUGGAUAUAAAAUGUUCAAAGUUAUACCAGAAGAUGAAACCGCAGUGAGUCACUUGGAAAAUUUAAGUUGGAAUGGGCUUGGAGAAUUUUGGGAUGAUAAUAUUGAAAUAAAUAAAGAAGCCAGAAUAAUAGUAUCGCCUGAUGACUUGCAAAAUUUUCUUGACUUUUUAAGGAUAUCUGGUAUUGAAAAUGAGGAAGUGAUGCCAGACAUUCAAAGAACAAUUGACCAGCAACUUAAACCUGCUACUGCAAGGACAUAUCUUAAAUCGAAUCUUACAUAUUUUUGGAAUGAAUAUCAGAACCUCAGAAACAUAUAUGAUUGGUUAGAUGAACUACAACAAAACUAUUCUAAAGUAGUUAAAAUUGUAGACAAGGGUCGUUCUGUUUUAGGAAGAUCCAUCAAAGGAAUAGUCAUAAACCACCACCCUGAACGAAAAAAGAAACGGAUUGGAGUACUAGAAGGUACACUUCAUGCUCGAGAUUGGAUCUCUGCAGCAACACUUACCUGGAUUAUCAAAGAAUUUUUAACGAGCAAUGAUUCCGCAGUAAGAGCUUUGGCAAAAAACUUUGAAUGGCACAUCUUUCCUAUAGUAAAUCCUGAUGGCUAUGAAUAUACUUUCUCAGAUAAUCGAAUGUGGAAAAAGAACCGAAGCCCCCAUAAUUUUACUACAUGCCCUAGAGGAAGGGGUGAUAUGAGUAAAGGAGUUGAUCUCAACAGAAACUUUGACUUCCAUUGGAUGAAUGUUGGGAUAGCAAAGAACCCUUGUAGUAACUCAUUUGCUGGUCCUCGACCAUUUUCUGAACCGGAAACCAGAGCCGUUCGUGACUAUAUGUUGAAGAUUGAUCAGGAAGGCAAGCUAAUCUACUACAUCGGUUUCCAUUCGUAUGGCCAGUUGAUUAUUGUGCCUCAUAGUCAUUUGUUUUCUGACCAUUCAUUGCUGGGAAGCGAUUAUGGUGAAAUGUUUGAUAUUUCAUUAAGAGCCGCAGAAGCUCUAAAGAAAAGACACAAUACUGAAUACAAGGUUGGGCUUUCGUCUAGCGUUAUGUAUUCAAUGAGUGGAAGUAGCUUUGACUGGGUUAAGAACGCAACGAGGGUUUCCGUCGCUCUACUUUUUGGACUGCGCGACCGCGGUCAGUACGGGUUCCUCUUGCCAGCAGAUCAGAUUAUUCCUACUGCAAUGGAGACCAUGGAUGCUCUUAUAGAAAUGGAUGAAGCUACAAGAAAUUUAGGAUACUACUCUUCAGGAGCAGGCUCCUUGAAUCGCUUACAAUACAUAAGAGACAAUGGGCUUGGAGAGUUUUGGGACGAUUACCUUGCCGUGAAUCUAGAUCUCAGAAUCAACGUGCCUCCCGAGAACAUAAAUAACUUCCUUCGGGUUUUGAAGUCAAGUGAUAUCCAAAGUCAGGAAUUGAUUUCUGACAUUCAAAGUGCUAUUGACCAACAAAUGAAACCAGUUUCAUCGAGAUCCUCUGUAUCGUACUUGUCAUACUCUUGGUCUGAAUAUCAUAACCUUGAUAGAAUAUACACUUGGUUGGAUGAAUUACAAGAAAAUCACCCUGAUGUCGUCAAAACAGUAGAUAAGGGUACAAGUGUUUUAGGGAACUCUAUCAAAGGAGUAAUAAUAAAUUACCAUCCAGAACGAAGUGAAAAAGUAAUGGGCAUAAUAGAAGGUACGCUUCAUGCUCGCGAAUGGAUCUCUACAGCAACAGUUACUUGGAUUAUCAAAGAGUUUUUAACAAGCACUGAUCCGGCAAUAAGGGCUUUGGCAGAAAAUUUAGAGUGGCAUAUAUUCCCUGUUGUGAAUCCUGAUGGAUAUAAUUACACAUUUACUCAUAAUCGUAUGUGGAGGAAAAAUCGAAGUCCAGCAAGUUUCACAAGUUGCCCAGAUAGCGAUGACAAUAGCAACGGUGUUGAUCUUAACAGAAACUUUGAUUUCUAUUGGAUGACUGUAGGAGCUACAAGCAAUCCUUGUAGUAAUUUGUUUGCUGGACCUAGCCCAUUCUCAGAACCUGAAGCAAGGGCUAUUCGCGAUUAUACGCUGCGAGUAAAUCAAGAAGGCAGGCUCAUUUAUUACCUGGCUUUCCAUUCUUGGGGCCAGAUGUUUGUUAUUCCUUACAGUCAUGUAACACCUGAACAAUCGUUACUAUCAGGAAACUUUCCUAACAUGUUCGAAAUUUCAAUAAGAGCCGCCGAUGCUUUGAAAGAAAGAUAUGGUACUGAAUACACUGCAGGACUAUCGGCUAAUGUUUUAUACCCAAUGAGCGGCACCAGUUUCGACUGGGUGAAGAACGUUACGAAUGUUCCCGUCUCGGUACUUCUAGAACUACGUGACCGUGGUACCUACGGCUUUCUGUUGCCGCCUAACCAGAUUAUCCCCACCGCCUUGGAGACAAUGGACGCCAUGAUAGAAAUGGAUAGAAUGACAAGGGCUUUGGGGUACUAUCAUCGUUCUUCUGCAGUUGUAGUGUAUUCAUCCUUUACAAUAAUUGUAGUAAGCGUUCUUGGAGUAAUGUUUGGAUAA
Molecule: messenger RNA, 3855 nt
Organism: Arctia plantaginis
Lineage: Eukaryota; Metazoa; Arthropoda; Insecta; Lepidoptera; Erebidae
Source: the annotation of a GenBank genome assembly